Messenger RNA from Tachyglossus aculeatus (Australian echidna), 753 nucleotides. RefSeq names its product C-type lectin domain family 7 member A-like. The transcript has 7 exons. NCBI's taxonomy places the organism in Eukaryota, Metazoa, Chordata, Mammalia, Monotremata, Tachyglossidae. Gene Ontology annotation, cellular component: signaling receptor complex; plasma membrane. The record is from RefSeq and is a predicted model, not a curated record. The coding region runs from base 1 to 753 and encodes 250 amino acids. Gene Ontology annotation, biological process: lipoprotein metabolic process; inflammatory response; leukocyte cell-cell adhesion. Gene Ontology annotation, molecular function: low-density lipoprotein particle receptor activity.
AUGUUGCUCUCUCAAAAAGGACGUGCGUAUUCAAGUGCAGGGAAGAACAAAGAGGAAGAAAUUUACGCAAAUGUGAAAUGUUCCCCUGGUUCCCAGAAACAAAACAAGCAAAGGCCUGAAAACUCCAAGAACAAAGAAUCUACAGUUCGGUCUCCACGAUGUCUUAUGGCAGUGACUUUUGGGAUACUCUGUUUGGUUCUCCUGCUGAUAUCUGUGGUGUUGACUACCAAAUUUCUGCAGGAUUCUCAGAAAAUCAAGGAACAGCAUGGAAUUGGGAACAUGAGCCAAGAAAAAAUUAACUACACAAGUGAGAUAGAAAAUCUCAGAGAAGAAAUUGAAAACACAGGAAAUCUUUCCAAACUAUACUGUGAAAAAUGGUUUGUGGAUAUAGAGAAAAUUUACUGCUUUCAUCUUUCGUACUAUUCCUGGAAUGAGAGUAGAAAGUUCUGUGAAGAUAAAGGCUUCAGCCUUCUUAAAAUCAACCACAGAGAUGAACUGGAUUUUAUGAAAAAGAAUGUGUAUCAUACUCACUGGAUCGGAUUGUCCUAUGCCAGAGUUCUCAGGUGCUGGACAUGGGAAGAUGGCUCCCCGCUCUCUCCUGAUCUGAACCUACAGGAGCCAAGUCUAACCUCUCCCAUCAACUGUGGAGUGUUGGAAACCUCAAAACUAGGAGCUCGUGAUUGCAGCAUGAAAUUCCCCUUUGUUUGUGAGCAGAAGCAUAACAGAAUCAGAAGAAAGGAAGAUGGAAACUGA